Menidia menidia (Atlantic silverside) is the source of this 2010-nucleotide messenger RNA. Lineage: Eukaryota; Metazoa; Chordata; Actinopteri; Atheriniformes; Atherinopsidae. The record is from the annotation of a GenBank genome assembly.
AUGCGCACCGCGGCCCGACACGCACUAAUGCAUUCUCCCGGUGUCGACAACCUGGAACACAAUGGCGAGCGAGGGGAGAGGGAGGACUGCCGGAGUAGAUUAAGGUCCCCAACUGGAAGAUGCAGUGACUGCAGUGUGAUUGUGUGUGUGUCUGCAGGGCAGGAUCGCAGUGAGGCAGCUCUUAUCAGACGUUUUAAGGGCGAUGGCGUCCGCUACAAGGCCAAACUCAUCGGCCUGGACGAGGUCACUGCCGCCCGCGGAGACAAACUCUGCCAGGACUCCAUGAUGAAGCUUAAGGGUAUCGCUGCGUCAGCACGGUCUAAAGGGGAACACAAACAGAAGGUGUUUCUGACUGUUUCCUUUGGAGGGAUCAAGAUCUUUGACGAGAAGACAGGGAUCCUCCAACACCACCAUGCGGUCCACGAGAUCUCCUACAUUGCCAAGGACAUCACGGACCACAGAGCCUUCGGCUACGUCUGUGGGAAGGAGGGGAAUCACCGCUUUGUGGCCAUAAAAACUGCACAGUCGGCCGAGCCGGUGAUUCUUGACCUGCGGGACCUGUUCCAGCUCAUCUAUAAGAUAAAGCAGAGGGAGGAAAUGGAGAAGAAGGCGCAAAAAGACAAGCAGUGCGAGCAGGCUGUCUACCAGACAAUACUCGAGGAGGACCUGGAGGACCCGGUCUACCAGUACAUAGUCUUUGAGGCGGGACACGAGCCCAUCCGCGACCAGUCAGAAGAAAGCAUUUAUCAGGUCCCCACCAGUCAGCAGAAGGAAGGGGUCUAUGACGUCCCAAAGCGACACCCAAAAGGACAUCAAAACACUCCCCUCCAUCAUCAUCCUCAGCAUCAUGAUUAUCAUGAACAGCCUCUCCAGCAAGAACAAAGUGAACAGCCACAGAUGCAGGAGGCAGUUGCAGAUCUGAUAGACUUAGACCUGGAAAUGGUGACUCAGAAUAUCAGCCAGUUAGAGAUUUUUGGAGACAUGUCGACACCACCUGACAUCACCUCUCCAUCCGUGAGUAGCUGCCGCUUCUUACCAGCCAAUCAGAGUAUUUCCAAAGAGCCGUUUGGUUGUUCCCUGACCCCGACCUGCUACCCCGCACAGACCCCCGCCUCUCCUGCCAACACGCUGGACCCCUCGCAGGGCCUGCAGCCCCCCACUGAACUCUUCGCUCCCUUCAACCCCGCGUCUGUGCCCUCAGGUUAUGUGACAAUGGGGGCGGUACCUCCCGGUCACUGGUCCCAGCAAGCGUUUGCUGCCCAGACCCCCCUGGCCUUCGGGGUCCAGUCUCCCCUGGGCCCCGUGGCCCAGGUGCUGCCCGGUGGUCAGCCUCUCAUCUGGGGACAGGCCAACCUCUUCCCGGCCACCCAGCAGCAGUGGGCGGCCAUGGCGGCCGGAGCCUUCUCCCCCACAGCCUACCUCCCCGCCCAGCCCGUGGGCACCCUGCCCGCCGCCAUGUUCCAGACCCUGGCCCCGGUCACCACUCUGCCGCCGGCCGGGGAGAGCCAUUCAGGGGCCGGCGCCGCCGCGCCCUCCCCCUCGGCGUCAUCCAUUUUCCGACUCUUUCAGGAUUUCCAGCUGGCGAAGCCGCCGGCCAUGCCGUCCAAGAAGCCUGACCAGCCCAGCUUGUCGGGCACCAGCGAGGCAUUCAGCUCUUACUUCAGCCGCGUGGGCACCGCCCAGGACACGGACGACUGUGACGACUUCGACAUUUCCCAACUGAAUCUCACCCCCGUCACCUCCACGACGCCGUCCACCAACUCGCCCCCCACACCAGCUCCCAGGAAGGGCUCUCCUUCCAAAUCCUCAGCCUCCCAUGUCAGUGACCCCCCCACAGAUGCCACGGACCCCCCAACGGACGACUCGUUCGGAGAGGCGGAGGGCAGCCCCAGUCGCAGCGGGGAGGAGGACGGCGCGUGUGGCUCUGGGUCGCCCUGCCCCAGUGAGGCAGCCGAGCCCAGUCCAGAACAGGCCAGUCCAGAACAGGCCAGUCCAGAGGCUGGGAGCUAG